This is a messenger RNA of Blepharisma stoltei, 1332 nucleotides long. NCBI's taxonomy places the organism in Eukaryota, Ciliophora, Heterotrichea, Heterotrichida, Blepharismidae. The record is from the annotation of a GenBank genome assembly.
AUGUUGCGUAGAAUCUGCACUCGAUUAUUUACUAGCGCUGAAGAAGCACCCUUGCUUAUUUCAGACCAUAGUUUUGUCUCGCAAGUAAAAUUAUAUACAUUUUUAUAUUAAUUUCCCUAUAAAUUCAUUUUUUUUAUUUUUUAAAAAAUUAAUUAAAUUUUUUCCUAUAAUCAAUUUUGCAUAAUUUAUAAACCAAAAGCUUUAAAUUCUCUUGACUUAGAGAUGAUUUGUUUACUAGAACAAGCCAUCAUCAACUUUCACAAAGACACAGAAAACAAAGCAUGCUUAUUUUUAGGUUCAGGCAAGGCUUUUUGUGCAGGCGGCGACAUAAGAGCUUUAUACAUGGCCAAACAAUCUGAAGAAAAUUCCUAUAUUCUUUCCGAAUUCUUUAAGCGAGAGUAUAUAGUUGAUUAUGCUCUAGCAAAACUUAACCAAAUGCAAAUCUGUAUUUAUGACGGAAUUGUAAUGGGUGGUGGAGUUGGGAUUUCUAUACAUGCACCUAUUAGGGUAGCGACUGAAAACUCAAUAUUUGCAAUGCCUGAAAGUGGGAUUGGAUUUUUCCCUGAUGUUGGUGGAAGCUAUAUUUAAUUAUAUAAAAUAAAUAAUAUUGGCCUAAGAUAAUUCACUUUUUGCUAUUAAAAUUAUGUCACACGGAAGUCAUUAUUGAGAAUUUAUUAUAUAAAAUUGAUAUACUUUCUACCAAGAUUGCAAGGAAGUCUUGGGUAUUAUUUAGGAAUAACUGGCAGCAGAUUGACUGGCUACCAGCUUGUUCAGGCCGGAAUAGCAACCCACUUUGUCUCAAAAGACAAAAUCAGCGCUUUAAGAGAUGCACUAAUAAGAGAUAUAAACGCUAAUACAAAACCUGAAGAUAUUAUACAAAUCGUCGAUAGUUUUAGUGAAAAGCCACAAGAGCCUUUCACAGAACUAGAAGAAAUUGAAAAGUAUUUUAGCGGAGCUACAUCAGUGGAGCACAUCUAUAAAAAGCUGGAAGAAGAUAAAAGUGACUGGGCUCAAAAAAAACAAAAAAGACUAGAUAUCAUAAGUCCUUUAUCACAAAAAAUAAUUUUUGAGCAAAUAAAACGUGGGAAAAAUCUAUCUCUGGAAGAUUGUUAUGCAAUGGAAUAUAGACUUUCUCAGCAGUUUAUGGCAGGAAAAGAAUUUUUUGAAGGCGUAAGAUCAACAAUUAUUGAUAAAGAUAAAAAUCCGGUAUGGGAGUAUAAAAAUAUUUUCGAAGUGCCAGAUGAAGUUGUAUUGAAACACUUUGAAAAAAUUACCCCAGAUUCGCCUGAUUUAGAUGUGAAAGCGGAGCGUGAUGAGCUUUUAAAGCGCUAA